Messenger RNA from Drosophila gunungcola (fruit fly), 584 nucleotides. RefSeq lists its product as uncharacterized. NCBI's taxonomy places the organism in Eukaryota, Metazoa, Arthropoda, Insecta, Diptera, Drosophilidae. The record is from RefSeq and is a predicted model, not a curated record. The transcript is spliced from 2 exons. Bases 176 to 436 code for a protein of 86 amino acids.
UGGAAAAAUUGUGGGUAAAUUAAUUGACUUGCAUGCCAAGCGAAUAUCAUGUGUUAUAACACAUAUAUCUUCAAUCUAGAUCGGUCAAUAUAUUGUGUAAUAAACUAGAAUCACAGCUUAAAUAGCUGGCUUACUCAACGAACAGCAGUUAUUUGCAAUUGAAAAUCGACACAAGAUGACAUCGCCUAUUUUCUGCCUGAGUCUGAGCCUACUACUUUUGGGCAUUACCACCGCCUGGCCUCAGGAUUUGGGUACUGGCGUGAUGCUGGUCGUGGGACAAAUGCAGCAGCUAAUGGAAAAUGGCGGCGGGUUGAAAAACGAGCAGAGUAUCGAGCUUCUGGGCGAAAAGGUGUCUGGAGGUCUUAAACUGGGUUUCGGCGAGGUCAUGGAAAUGCCCCUGGGUCGCCGACGUCGCUCAAAUGCGGCCAGAAAUUAAGGACAUUAGUACUUAUUUGUAUGUCCGCAGGUAGACUGACACUAAAUGUAAACGCAGCUUGAUUAAAAAUUUAAUUGACAGAUGAGUUCGCUUGUCAUUGUACUUGGAAAAUACUGGUUUGUACAUAUUUAAGUAAUAAAGUGUUUUA